Messenger RNA from Salvelinus namaycush (lake trout), 3548 nucleotides. RefSeq names its product tyrosine-protein kinase JAK2-like. The record is from RefSeq and is a predicted model, not a curated record. Gene Ontology annotation, molecular function: ATP binding; non-membrane spanning protein tyrosine kinase activity; cytokine receptor binding. Lineage: Eukaryota; Metazoa; Chordata; Actinopteri; Salmoniformes; Salmonidae. The coding region runs from base 16 to 3108 and encodes 1030 amino acids. The transcript has 22 exons. Gene Ontology annotation, cellular component: cytoskeleton; cytosol; membrane. Gene Ontology annotation, biological process: hemopoiesis; cell surface receptor signaling pathway via JAK-STAT; cell differentiation.
AGCCUAUUUGGCCUGAUGAGGGAGAGCGACCGCAUGUGGUUCCCACCCAAUCACAUCCUCAAACUCGACCAAUCAGCAAAUGACAGUCUCCUCUUCAGAGUGAGGUACUACUUCCCUGGCUGGUAUGGAGACUCCUGUUCCCACCGCUAUGGGGUCAACAAGGGAAUGGACAGCCCGGUGUUAGACGAUACCGUCAUGUCCUACCUCUUCGCUCAGUGGCGUAGUGACUUUGUGCAUAGCUGGGUGAUUAUCCCAGUGAACCAUGAGGCCCAGGAGGAGUGUCUUGGCAUGGCUGUGUUGGACAUGAUGAGGAUGGCUCAGGAGAGUAGCCAGUCCCCUGUGGACAUCUAUAACGACACCAGCUAUAAGUCGUUCCUGCCCAAGAAUAUGCGUGCCCAUAUCCAGGAGUACCACUUUGUGACCCGGAAGAGGAUCCGCCAUCGCUUCAGGAAGUUCAUUCAUCAGUUCAGCCAGUGUAAAGCCACGGCUCGUGACCUCAAGCUCAAAUACCUGGUGAACCUGGAGACGCUGCACCCAGCCUUCUACUCGGAGUGCUUCCGUGUCACUGAGUCCUUGGAAGGAGAGGUCACCAUCGUCGUCACAGGAAACAACGGCAUCCAGUGGUCCCGGGAGGAGGAUAAGGAGGCAGACAAGGUAGGGGGAGAAGGUAUCCAGACAUACUGUGAUUUCCCUGAAGUUAUUGACAUCAGCAUCAAACAAGCCAACAAGGAUGGCUCUAUCGAGAGUCGCAUCGUCACCAUCAACAGACAGGACAGUCAGACUCUGGAGCUGGAGUUUCGUUCCCUGUCGGAGGCUCUGUCCUUUGUGUCUUUGGUGGAUGGCUACUACCGGCUCAUAGCAGACGCUCACCACUUCCUGUGUAAAGAGGUGGCGCCCCCUAGGCUGCUGGAGGCCAUUCAGAGUUACUGCCAUGGUCCAGUCUCGAUGGACUUUGCUAUCAGUAAGCUGCGGCGGUCUGGGAAUCACAAGGGUCUGUACAUCCUCCGUAGCAGCCCUAAGGACUACAACAAAUACUUCCUGUCUUUUGUAGUGGGCUGUGACAGCCUAGUUGAGUACAAGCACUGCCAGAUAGUGAAGACAGACCAGGGAGACUACGUCCUCUCUGGGGCCAAGAAGAUGUUUGGUUCUCUGAGGGAGCUGCUCCACCGCUACCAGAAAGAAGCUCUGCGCUCUGACGGACACAUCUUCCAGUUCACCAAGUGCUGCCCGCCUAAAGCUAAAGACAAGUCUAACCUGUUGGUGUGCCGCAGUAACCAGGGUGCUGAGGUCCCCCUGUCCCCAUCUCUGCACAGACACAACAGCCAGAUGGUCUUUCACAAGAUACGCAAGGAGGAUCUUGUCAUCAAAGACAGUCUGGGUCAGGGGACGUUUACGAAGAUCUUCUGUGGCGUGAGGAAGGAGCUGGGAGACUACGGAGAGAUUCACCAGAUGGAUGUCAUUGUUAAGAUCCUGGAUAAGGCUCACCGAAACUACUCCGAGUCGUUCUUUGAAGCCGCCAGUAUGAUGAGCCAGCUAUCCCAUAAGCACCUGCUCCUCACCUAUGGCGUGUGUGUCUGCGGAGAGGAGAACAUGAUGGUGCAGGAGUAUGGGAAGCUUGGCUCUCUGGAUACAUACCUAAAGAAGAGCUCUGUGAACAUCACCUGGAAGCUAGAGGUGGCCAAGCAGCUGGCCUGGGCUAUGCAUUACCUGGAGGAUAAGAACCUGGUGCAUGGGAAUGUAUGUGCCAAGAAUGUCCUGUUAAUCCGAGAGGAGGACAGGAAGACUGGGAACCCCCCCUUCAUCAAACUGAGUGACCCUGGAAUCAGCAUCACUGUGCUGCCCAAAGAUGUCCUUGUGGAGCGCAUCCCCUGGAUACCUCCAGAGUGUUUAGAGGAGGACAGACAUCUGACUCUGGCUACAGAUAAGUGGGCCUUCGGCACCACUCUGUGGGAGAUCUGUAGUGGAGGAGACAGACCACUCGGCACACUGGACUCCUCCAAGAAACGACUGUUCUAUGAGGACCACCACCAGCUGCCUGCGCCGAAGUGGACAGAGCUGGCCAACCUGAUCAACAGCUGUAUGGACUAUGAGCCCUCCAACAGACCCUCCUUCAGAGCUGUCAUCAGAGACCUCAACAGCCUCUUCACUCCUGACUAUGAGUUGCUGGUGGAGAGUGACAUGGUGCCCAACAGGGCCAGAGGGUUUGGGUUCCCAGGGGCCUUUGAGAACCAAAACCCUGCUCAGUUUGAAGAGAGACAUCUCAUCUUCCUCAAGCAGCUGGGCAAGGGUAACUUUGGCAGUGUGGAGAUGUGUAGGUAUGACCCUCUGCAGGAUAACACGGGGGAGGUUGUGGCAGUCAAGAAGCUGCAGCACAGCACAGCAGAACACCUCCGAGACUUUGAACGGGAGAUAGAGAUCCUCAAGUCUCUUCAGCAUGAAAACAUCGUCAAGUACAAGGGAGUGUGUUACAGCGCUGGCCGGAGGAAUCUGCGUCUCAUCAUGGAGUACCUCCCCUACGGCAGUCUGAGGGACUACCUCAUCAAGAACAAGGACCGCUUUGACUACAAGAAGCUCCUGCACUACGCCUCACAGAUCUGCAAGGGCAUGGACUACCUGGCGACCAAACGCUACAUCCACCGCGACUUGGCCACGCGUAACAUCCUGGUAGAGAGUGAGCUGAGGGUGAAGAUAGGAGACUUUGGCCUUACCAAGGUCCUGCCUCAGGACAAGGACUACUACACUGUCAGAGAGCCGGGCGAGAGCCCCAUCUUCUGGUAUGCCCCGGAGUCUCUGACAGAGAGUAAGUUUUCAGUGGGCUCUGACGUGUGGAGCUUUGGAGUGGUCCUCUAUGAGCUGUUCAGUGACAAGAACUGCAGUCCUCCGGCAGCGUUCAUGGAUAAGAUGGGCCGUGACAAGCAGGGUCAGAUGAUAGUAUAUCACCUCAUAGAUCUCCUGAAGAGAGGAUACAGACUGCCUGCUCCCCAGGAAUGUCCUGAGGAGAUCCAGCACAUGAUGACCGAGUGCUGGAACAAUGACCCAGCCCUGCGGCCCACCUUCAAGAAGUUAGCCCAGACCGUGGACAUGUUCCGGGACAGUAAGGAGGGCUGAGGAACCCUUCCUGGAGGUCUCUGCUGGAGGGGACCUGGCCCAGCCCACACCAAUCACCUGGGUUGUGUUCAUUAGGCACCAAACGGACUGAAAGGGAUUACCUGGACUUGUCCAAUAAGAAACGCUCGGUUUCCUUUUCUGUUGCAAAGCGUUUUGCUACGGUGUGCCCUAAUGAAAACAUCCCUGACGACGCCUCAACUCUAAAAGACGACGACAAUGAAGUCGCCUGACCCAACCGUCUUCUGGAGCAUUACCAAUGGCAUUUUGGGACAAAGUCUCAAAAACUGUCUACUUUGUGUUCAAACCUACCCACUUUUUCAGGGAUUCUGCGGAUCUCUGAAAUUACCAUAUGCUGUUACUUUGUUGUUUUCACUGUUUGCCUUCUGUCAGGGUCUCAGACUCUCUCCAGCACAGAACACCCAGCUGUUGAUGAUGUGUCU